Effrenium voratum is the source of this 504-nucleotide messenger RNA. Lineage: Eukaryota; Dinophyceae; Suessiales; Symbiodiniaceae. The record is from the annotation of a GenBank genome assembly.
AUGGCAAGGGGAAGGUUGCCGGAGAGGACAGACGCCCCACAGUCCCAGGCCGCUUUAGCUCAGCGCCAGAGGGAGACUGUCACACCGGAGGAUUUGCUGCUGACUGCCAAGGACGCAUCCAAGAAGAUCCUCUUCGUGGGGGAGUGCACUCACCUCUUCACGGCUGCAGCGGCCAAGCUGGUCACGCAGAAGCUGCCGGGGCUGGAGCUGAACUGGACCUCUACGGAGCUUUGCUGGCCAUCGGGCCUGGAGGUGGAGCUGAAACGCACGGUGGAGUGGCUCAGGAGCUGUGGGGUGACUGUGGCAAACGGGGUGGACGCAACACGACUGCCAAGCUACAGCCCAAAGGCACUGGCUGCGGCUAUUUGGGUCAUGCCAUUUCCAAGGGGAGCAAAGUCCAGGAGCACCAGCAGCACGGUAAAAGAUGCCAUUCAAGGCUUGAUCCAGGGCUUGUGCGGAGCGUCGCCGCAUUUCUGGACUUGGCAGAGGGCGGUGGCAAGGUGA